AUGACUGCUGCUCACUGCUUCUCCAGCACAAGUACGUCUGGCUUGCAAGUUUCUCUCGGCCGUCAGAACCUGCAGGGCACAAACCCAAAUGAGGAGUCCAGAAGUGUUUCCAGAAUCAUUUUGCAUCCAAAGUAUGACAGCGACAGCAGCAACAACGACAUUGCUCUACUCAGACUCUCGUCACCAGUGAAAUUCACUGACUACGUCAGACCUGUGUGUCUGGCAGCCAGUGACAGUGUGUUCAACAACGGUACAGAUAGCUGGGUCACUGGCUGGGGCAACGUCAAGGAGGGAGUGUCAUUAUCGUUCCCUGAAACUCUACAAGAAGUGGAGGUUCCAGUUUUGGGCAACAGACAGUGUAACUGUCUCAAUGGAGUCGGUACAGUCAGCGACAACAUGAUUUGUGCUGGUGUUCUGGCAGGAGGCAAAGACUCAUGUCAGGGUGACUCAGGAGGUCCAAUGGUGAACAAACAGGGCUCCGUCUGGGUCCAGUCUGGAGUAGUUAGUUUUGGUUUUGGUUGUGCACGGCCCAAUUUGCCAGGAAUUUACUCCAGAGUUUCCCGUUACCAGUCCUGGAUCAACUCCAUCAUUCGCUCUGAUAGGCCAGGAUUCGUGCAGUUCACCUCCAGUGGACUGGAUGCUGACAGCAGCUACACCUGUCCUGGUCUCCCACCUCCUCUUAUUACAACCACUACUGCUACUGGUCAUAGUACUGAAGGACCAGAAGCUACAACCACAGAAGCAGUAUCUAAAACCCCAAGUCCCGACUUGACCAUGUCAAGUGCUGAAUUGUGUGGCAUCACUCCCCUGAACACCAGGAUAGUUGGAGGAGAAGAUGCUCCACCUGGAAGUUGGCCUUGGCAGAUUAGUCUGCAGAUGUUUGGCGGCCAUUUUUGUGGUGGUUCCCUCAUUAACAGAGAGUGGGUGAUGACUGCUGCUCACUGCUUCUCCAGUACGUCUGGCUUGCAAGUUUCUCUCGGCCGUCAGAACCUGCAGGGCACAAACCCAAAUGAGGAGUCCAGAGGUGUUUCCAGAAUCAUUUUGCAUCCAAAGUAUGACAGCGACAGCAGCAACAACGACAUUGCUCUACUCAGACUCUCGUCACCAGUGAAAUUCACUGACUACGUCAGACCUGUGUGUCUGGCAGCCAGUGACAGUGUGUUCAACAACGGUACAGAUAGCUGGGUCACUGGCUGGGGCAACGUCAAGGAGGGAGUGUCAUUAUCGUUCCCUGAAACACUACAAGAAGUGGAGGUUCCAGUUUUGGGCAACAGACAGUGUAACUGUCUCAAUGGAGUCGGUACAGUCAACGACAACAUGAUUUGUGCUGGUGUUCUGGCAGGAGGCAAAGACUCAUGUCAGGGUGACUCAGGAGGUCCAAUGGUGAACAAACAGGGCUCCGUCUGGGUCCAGUCUGGAGUAGUUAGUUUUGGUUUUGGUUGUGCUCGGCCCAAUCUGCCAGGAGUUUACUCCAGAGUUUCCCGUUACCAGUCCUGGAUCAACUCCAUCAUUCGCUCUGAUAGGCCAGGAUUCGUGCAGUUCACCUCCAGUGGACUGGAUGCUGACAGCAGCUACACCUGUCCUGGUCUCCCACCUCCUCUUAUUACAACCACUACUGCUACUGGUCCUAGUACUGAAGGACCAGAAGCGACAACAACAGAAGCAGUAUCUCAAACCCCAAUGUGUGGCAUCACUCCCCUGAACACCAGGAUAGUUGGCGGAGAAGAUGCUCCACCUGGAAGUUGGCCUUGGCAGAUUAGUCUGCAGAUGUUUGGUGGCCAUUUUUGUGGUGGUUCCCUCAUUAACAGAGAGUGGGUGAUGACUGCUGCUCACUGCUUCUCCAGUACGUCUGGCUUGCAAGUUUCUCUCGGCCGUCAGAACCUGCAGGGCACAAACCCAAAUGAGGAGUCCAGAAGUGUUUCCAGAAUCAUUUUGCAUCCAAAGUAUGACAGCGACAGCAGCAACAACGACAUUGCUCUACUCAGACUCUCGUCACCAGUGAAAUUCACUGACUACGUCAGACCUGUGUGUCUGGCAGCCAGUGACAGUGUGUUCAACAACGGUACAGAUAGCUGGGUCACUGGCUGGGGCAACGUCAAGGAGGGAGUGUCAUUAUCGUUCCCUGAAACACUACAAGAAGUGGAGGUUCCAGUUUUGGGCAACAGACAGUGUAACUGUCUCAAUGGAGUCGGUACAGUCAACGACAACAUGAUUUGUGCUGGUGUUCUGGCAGGAGGCAAAGACUCAUGUCAGGUGAGCAUCUUUUUUGAUUUUAAACCUGUUGGUCAUUGUGUUGAGGACUUUGUGAAAUACUUAGUCGUGUCCUCUUUUUGUCCUCAGGGUGACUCAGGAGGUCCAAUGGUGAACAAACAGGGCUCCGUCUGGGUCCAGUCUGGAGUAGUUAGUUUUGGUUUUGGUUGUGCUCGGCCCAAUCUGCCAGGAGUUUACUCCAGAGUUUCCCGUUACCAGUCCUGGAUCAACUCCAUCAUUCGCUCUGAUAGGCCAGGAUUCGUGCAGUUCACCUCCAGUGGACUGGAUGCUGACAGCAGCUACACCUGUCCUGGUCUCCCACCUCCUCUUAUUACAACCACUACUGCUACUGGUCCUAGUACUGAAGGACCAGAAGCGACAACAACAGAAGCAGUAUCUCAAACCCCAAGUCCCGACUUUACCAUGUCAAGUGCUGAAUUGUGUGGCAUCACUCCCCUGAACACCAGGAUAGUUGGAGGAGAAGAUGCUCCACCUGGAAGUUGGCCUUGGCAGAUUAGUCUGCAGAUGUUUGGCGGCCAUUUUUGUGGUGGUUCCCUCAUUAACAGAGAGUGGGUGAUGACUGCUGCUCACUGCUUCUCCAGUACGUCUGGCUUGCAAGUUUCUCUCGGCCGUCAGAACCUGCAGGGCACAAACCCAAAUGAGGAGUCCAGAAGUGUUUCCAGAAUCAUUUUGCAUCCAAAGUAUGACAGCGACAGCAGCAACAACGACAUUGCUCUACUCAGACUCUCGUCACCAGUGAAAUUCACUGACUACGUCAGACCUGUGUGUCUGGCAGCCAGUGACAGUGUGUUCAACAACGGUACAGAUAGCUGGGUCACUGGCUGGGGCAACGUCAAGGAGGGAGUGUCAUUAUCGUUCCCUGAAACACUACAAGAAGUGGAGGUUCCAGUUUUGGGCAACAGACAGUGUAACUGUCUCAAUGGAGUCGGUACAGUCAACGACAACAUGAUUUGUGCUGGUGUUCUGGCAGGAGGCAAAGACUCAUGUCAGGUGAGCAUCUUUUUUGAUUUUAAACCUGUUGGUCAUUGUGUUGAGGACUUUGUGAAAUACUUAGUUGUGUCCUCUUUUUGUCCUCAGGGUGACUCAGGAGGUCCAAUGGUGAACAAACAGGGCUCCGUCUGGGUCCAGUCUGGAGUAGUUAGUUUUGGUUUUGGUUGUGCUCGGCCCAAUCUGCCAGGAGUUUACUCCAGAGUUUCCCGUUACCAGUCCUGGAUCAACUCCAUCAUUCGCUCUGAUAGGCCAGGAUUCGUGCAGUUCACCUCCAGUGGACUGGAUGCUGACAGCAGCUACACCUGUCCUGGUCUCCCACCUCCUCUUAUUACAACCACUACUGCUACUGGUCCUAGUACUGAAGGACCAGAAGCGACAACAACAGAAGCAGUAUCUCAAACCCCAAGUCCCGACUUUACCAUGUCAAGUGCUGAAUUGUGUGGCAUCACUCCCCUGAACACCAGGAUAGUUGGAGGAGAAGAUGCUCCACCUGGAAGUUGGCCUUGGCAGAUUAGUCUGCAGAUGUUUGGCGGCCAUUUUUGUGGUGGUUCCCUCAUUAACAGAGAGUGGGUGAUGACUGCUGCUCACUGCUUCUCCAGCACAAGUACGUCUGGCUUGCAAGUUUCUCUCGGCCGUCAGAACCUGCAGGGCACAAACCCAAAUGAGGAGUCCAGAAGUGUUUCCAGAAUCAUUUUGCAUCCAAAGUAUGACAGCGACAGCAGCAACAACGACAUUGCUCUACUCAGACUCUCGUCACCAGUGAAAUUCACUGACUACGUCAGACCAGUGUGUCUGGCAGCCAGUGACAGUGUGUUCAACAACGGUACAGAUAGCUGGGUCACUGGCUGGGGCAACGUCAAGGAGGGAGGUGAGUCUGCUUCUGAAACUCUACAAGAAGUGGAGGUUCCAGUUUUGGGCAACAGACAGUGUAACUGUCUCAAUGGAGUCGGUACAGUCAACGACAACAUGAUUUGUGCUGGUGUUCUGGCAGGAGGCAAAGACUCAUGUCAGGUGAGCAUCUUUUUUGAUUUUAAACCUGUUGGUCAUUGCGUUGAGGACUUUGUGAAAUACUUAGUCGUGUCCUCUUUUUGUCCUCAGGGUGACUCAGGAGGUCCAAUGGUGAACAAACAGGGCUCCGUCUGGGUCCAGUCUGGAGUAGUUAGUUUUGGUUUUGGUUGUGCUCGGCCCAAUCUGCCAGGAGUUUACUCCAGAGUUUCCCGUUACCAGUCCUGGAUCAACUCCAUCAUUCGCUCUGAUAGGCCAGGAUUCGUGCAGUUCACCUCCAGUGGACUGGAUGCUGACAGCAGCUACACCUGUCCUGGUCUCCCACCUCCUCUUAUUACAACCACUACUGCUACUGGUCAUAGUACUGAAGGACCAGAAGCUACAACCACAGAAGCAGUAUCUAAAACCCCAAUGUGUGGCAUCACUCCCCUGAACACCAGGAUAGUUGGAGGAGAAGAUGCUCCACCUGGAAGUUGGCCUUGGCAGAUUAGUCUGCAGAUGUUUGGCGGCCAUUUUUGUGGUGGUUCCCUCAUUAACAGAGAGUGGGUGAUGACUGCUGCUCACUGCUUCUCCAGCACAAGUACGUCUGGCUUGCAAGUUUCUCUCGGCCGUCAGAACCUGCAGGGCACAAACCCAAAUGAGGAGUCCAGAAGUGUUUCCAGAAUCAUUUUGCAUCCAAAGUAUGACAGCGACAGCAGCAACAACGACAUUGCUCUACUCAGACUCUCGUCACCAGUGAAAUUCACUGACUACGUCAGACCUGUGUGUCUGGCAGCCAGUGACAGUGUGUUCAACAACGGUACAGAUAGCUGGGUCACUGGCUGGGGCAACGUCAAGGAGGGAGUGUCAUUAUCGUUCCCUGAAACUCUACAAGAAGUGGAGGUUCCAGUUUUGGGCAACAGACAGUGUAACUGUCUCAAUGGAGUCGGUACAGUCAACGACAACAUGAUUUGUGCUGGUGUUCUGGCAGGAGGCAAAGACUCAUGUCAGGGUGACUCAGGAGGUCCAAUGGUGAACAAACAGGGCUCCAUCUGGGUCCAGUCUGGAGUAGUUAGUUUUGGUUUUGGUUGUGCUCGGCCCAAUCUGCCAGGGGUUUACUCCAGAGUGUCCCGUUACCAGUCCUGGAUUAACUCCAUCAUUCGCUCUGAUAGGCCAGGAUUCGUCCAGUUCACCUCUAGUGGGUUGGAUACUGAUAGCAGCUACGCCUGUCCUGGCCUCCCACCUCCUCUUAUUACAACCACCACUGCAACUUUUCCUAGUACUGAAGGACCAGAAGCUACAACCACCGAAGCAGUGUCUCAAACCACAAUACCUGACUUGACCAUGUCAAGUGCUUCCCCAACCACUGCAUCUACAACAAAGCCAAUUAUCUUAGUGACUCCUACAAGACCAGUGUGUGGCAAAGCUACCUUAAACAGUCGUGCUGUAGGUGACAGCAGUGUUGUUCUUGGAGGAUUGUGGCCCUGGAUGGUGAGCCUCCACAAAAACGGGGUCUUUACAUGUGGAGGAACCUUCAUCGCUGAUAAGUUUGUCCUCACCUCCGGCCAGUGCUUCUCCACCUCCAGUCCAAAUGUUCUCGAGUGGAGAGUGUUUCUUGGCCAGCGACUUGUGGGCAGUUCUGAAGAGUUUGAGAUGUCUGUGGGUGUUGUGAAGAUUACCCUGAGUAAAUUUACAGGCUUUAACAUUGCUUUACUACAGCUGGAGAAACCCGUCAGCUUCACAGAUUAUAUCCAGCCUGUGUGUCUGGAUAGCAACAAUGACAGAUCCUUCCCCGUUGGUAGUCAAUGCUGGGUGCCAGGCUGGGGGAAGGACAGUAAGAAUGGAGGUGCUGACAAAGCUGGCUCAAGUCUGCGAGACCUUGAAACUCAAGUGGUAAACUGUGGGAGCGUUUCUGAUUCGGACAACAUUUGCACUUAUGCCGUAGACCUUCAAGAGGGGGAUCAGGGCAGCCCUCUGCUCUGUAAAUCAGACUCCUCUUGGUUCCAGGCGGCCGUUGUCACAAUGAGUGGGAAUAAAUCUGUCCGGGCAGAUAUUCAGUCAUUUGCCAAAACCUCAAGAUUCGGGUCAUUCUUAAAGGAGAUAGUUGGUGAUAUGCCUCCUCCUCUUGUUACAACAACUACUUCUACUGGUCCUAGUACUGAAGGACCAGAAGCUACAACCACCAAAGCAGUAUCUCCAACCACAAGUCCCGACUUGACCAUGUCAACUGCUGAAUGUGGUGAAACUGCACUGGUCAGUGGAGGCAUGCAUUUACAGUGUAGUAAUUAG
This is a messenger RNA of Limanda limanda (common dab), 6534 nucleotides long. RefSeq lists its product as uncharacterized. The record is from RefSeq and is a predicted model, not a curated record. The transcript has 26 exons. NCBI's taxonomy places the organism in Eukaryota, Metazoa, Chordata, Actinopteri, Pleuronectiformes, Pleuronectidae. Gene Ontology annotation, biological process: proteolysis. The coding region runs from base 1 to 6534 and encodes 2177 amino acids. Gene Ontology annotation, molecular function: serine-type endopeptidase activity.